AUUUUUGGGAAAUGCGCAAUGGAAAUUUAGUGCAUUGAUGCAUCAUUCAUAACAUGCUGCUUGGUCCCUGUGGUGCCUCUAAUUCCUAAAUCUUCCCUUAAUGCAAAUAACACCAUGAGUAGUGAAUUGAAUGUGCCAUCUGGCUCACCAGCCCCAGGAGCAUCUGAACGGGGUGGUAGCAUUGGUAACGGGAUGGAUUAUCGUGAUUGGGUACGCCGUAGCUACUUGGAACUUGUUACAUCCAACCAUCACUCAGUACAAGCCCUUUCUUGGAGGAAGCUUUAUCUGAGCAGAGCCAAACUGAAGGCAUCCAGUCGCACCUCAGCUCUUUUGUCUGGCUUUGCCAUGGUUGCCAUGGUUGAAGUACAGUUGGAGAUGCAGUACAACUACCCAAAGGUGUUGCUUGUCGCAUUCAGUGUUUGUACGACAGUGCUCGUUGCUGUCCACCUCUUCGCUCUGCUUAUUAGCACAUGCAUCCUGCCAAAUGUGGAAGCUGUUAGCAAUAUUCACAAUCUGAACUCCGUCAACGAAUCACCACAUGAACGCAUGCACCGCUACAUUGAGCUGGCAUGGGGCUUCUCCACAGCUCUUGGUAUUCUGCUGUUCUUGGCUGAUGUUGUACUGUUAUGCUGGAUUAAAUUCCUUCCUGUGGACUCGGGCGCUGUAGUUCCCAGGGUAAAUGGCUCUAUUGUUUACUCCUCAUCAGUAUCACCUGGGCAUGCUGGUUGGCAAGCUGCACUGGCUUCUACAAUCAUCAUGGUACCAGUGGGUCUGAUUUUCAUUGUGUUCACCAUUCAUUUCUAUCGCUCGCUAGUGCGUCACAAGACUGAACGCCACCACCAAGAGAUUGAAGAACUACACAAACUUAAGGUACAGCUGGAUGGGCAUGACAGAAAUCUCCACAUUAUUUAGUACCUAAACUUAAGUUGUGCUUUGAAUUUACAGUAUGAUUUUUAAAUGGACUGCCAAUGUACAAGCCUGCUAAUUCAGGAUAUGCCUUUUUCUUAAUAAACAAGGCCAAGACAAUGGGACGAGUGGAGGUGUAAUGGUACAAGUUAGGACACCAGCAGUCCCAGAAAUCCAAAAAAGAUCUGUCUUUAUACCAGUAAUGAGAAAUAAAUCUUUUCUGAGAUAUCCUUUGUAGCUAGAUGUAUAAGAGUUAUAUACAGUAUGUUGUAAAUGUUUACAGUUCAAAUCAUAUCCUUUCUUUUUAUUGAUGUUUAUUAUUAUUAUUACUAUUAUUAUUAAUAAUAUUAUGUAAAUGCUAAAUAAUACUUUACGAAUUUGUGUAAAAAUAUAUUACGUGCCAGUUGUUACAACCACAGAAAUUUAGAGCAAUUUGAAAAAUAAAGUGUCUUUUCAGGGGAGCAUUUGUGAAAAAUGCAGCCCCAUAAGAAAAUGGGACCAAAAGUUGCAAGAAAGGUCUGUGCAAUCAAUAGAGUGUGUUCGUUUUUGCAUGUGUGUCAUAAACAUUUCUGAGUGCAGGCUGACGUGUGUAUCUGUGUAUAUCAGUGAGGAGAGUUCUUAAAAGGGCUGAGAAUUAAAUUUCAAAAUGUGGAAAUCUAAAGUUGGCAAAGUUUCUAAUGCUGACAGAUUUGGUUAUAGUUGCAAAAAAAAAAUCGACUUAUGUGUCUUGUAAUUAACAAUAUAUUGUUUUAUUUGUAAUUAUUUAAUUGAUUAAAUAAUGUAAUAUCUUGAA
Erpetoichthys calabaricus (reedfish) is the source of this 1699-nucleotide messenger RNA. RefSeq names its product ORAI calcium release-activated calcium modulator 2 (gene orai2). The record is from RefSeq and is a predicted model, not a curated record. The transcript has 3 exons. Gene Ontology annotation, molecular function: store-operated calcium channel activity. Gene Ontology annotation, cellular component: membrane. Gene Ontology annotation, biological process: store-operated calcium entry. Lineage: Eukaryota; Metazoa; Chordata; Cladistia; Polypteriformes; Polypteridae. The coding region runs from base 115 to 912 and encodes 265 amino acids.